ACAGAAUCGACUAGAGCGCCGCACCUGAGAUAUCAUGUAGUUGGUUGUGUCUUGUAAUCUUUCUGAAUUUGUGAAGAAUCGACAAGAACGCCGCACCUGAGAUGUCAUGUAGUUGGUUGUGUCUUGAAAUCUUUCUGAAUUUUCAAAGAAUCGACUAGAACGCCGCAUCUGAGAUAUCAUGUAGUUGGUUGCGUCGUUUUUAUCUUUCUGAAUUUGUGAAGAAAAAGCAAAGACAUCACGUAGCUGGUUGUGUCGUCUUUAAUCUUCCUAAAUUUGCUAAGCAAAAGCAAAGACGUCAUGUAGUUUGUUAUGUCGUUUUUAAUCUUUCUGAAUUUGUGAGUUGAGUUAAAGAUACACCAGCUAACAAGACUUCGAAUCAGAAAAAAGUCAAAAAAUCUGUAAGUGGGGAACUUGCAUAUCGGGAAAUAAGAUAUACGUCUGCUAUUUGUUCAAAAUGUGAAAAGGGGCAACCAUCUGCCCACUUGGCUCUGGCGCCCCUGGCAAAGUUCGUUUCCAAAAACUUUCUUUGCAAACGUACGCCAGGAAAUGACGUUCACCAAAAAGCAUUAAACAUUUAGACAAAUCUCAAGAUGGAGUCAAGAGAAGAAAGGAAUAACUGUUACAUUCAGAAAAUACUUUCAAAUGUUGUUACGAAGAAACUUGUUGACUUAUUUAUCCAAGAGUGGAACAUUACUUACGGAGUAUGGGAAAAUACAAACGUUAGUGGUCAGAAGUUGUUCAAUAUUGAAAAAACAAAAACGAAACGUCAUGACAAACAUAUAGAAGCAAAAUUUCAAGAUGGUGACACCAGUAAGUGGGAUUGUACGACACUGUUUGCGGCGAUAUUGUUUUCCAAAUCAAUUGGAACAAAACUUGGAACAACAACUAGAUCUGCAGUUGAUGCACUUCGUAUUGUAAGAAACAAAUUUACCCAUAAUAAUCCAGGAAGAGUAUCUGAUAAUGAAUUUGACAAAAUGCUUUGUGAUAUUGAAAAGUCAUUUAAAGAUCUAGGAUUUUCAUUCACUGAAAUUAAUGAAAUUAAAUGUCAACGAAACAGAUUUGAAACUUUUCAAGUACUUCCUUGCAAAGCAAAUCACAAUGUGGUUAAACGUACAGAGUUACUUAAUCAAAUCACAGCAGAUCUCAAUAACUUGCGCAGUACUAACCAUAAUGAACUAACAUAUUAUUAUAUUUCUGGUAAUCCUGGCAGUGGUAAAUCUCAAUUAGCUAGACAAAUUUGCGAAGAAAUGUAUAACUCAUUUGACUGGGAAAAUAAAACAACAUUUGUGAUGACACUCGAAGGAAAAGAUAUCGACUCUGUUUUGAACACUUAUGCUGAACUUUAUCAACGAUUAAGCAAUGAUAAAACUGUCAUUGAAAAUAUUCUGAAAGAAGCAAAAAGCAGGGAAGACAAAAUCAAAGAUUUUCAAUUAUUGCUGACACAGCAACUGAAAUCUUGGCAAACAUGGUGGAUUGUUGUAGAUAACGUGGUUGAACUUCAUAAAAUUUAUCCAUUAUUACCUCAAGUUGGUGAUCAUAGCUGGAAAAAUGGUCAAAUUAUAGUAACUGUCCAAAAUACAGAUGCUAUACCACCAGAUGGAAAUCUAAAUAAACACAUUUCAGUUAGUCAUGGUAUGAACAAUGAAGAAUGUCAAGAACUUCUAUCUGUCUUUUCUGAUAUUCAUAAUAAAGAUGAAAAAUUUUUAAAGGAUUUAUCAGACAAAUUAGAUCGUCAACCGUUGUUCCUGGCAAAUGCUGCUUCCUACGUAGGUAGUGUAAAAAGUGUAAAUCCGACAUUCACGUGGGAGCAAUAUUUUGAUAAGUUGAAUGAAGGAGAGCGACAGAACAUGGAUGCCAAUUUUCAAAAAAUAAACUCAGCUUACUUAGGAAUGAAAACUGUUAUGUUAGCAGUACAAAAAAAUGCUGAAGAAUCCAUCUUGUUGGAACAUGUUUUUAAACUUUUCUCAUUAAUAUCUUUCGAUCCCUUACCACAAGAUGUUAUAAUACAUUUUAUUAAAAGCAUUGAUCCACAAAUAUCUGCAGAAGAUGUCUGUCUUCAAUUAAAGCAUUGUUCUUUAUUCCUUCAAACGGAAAACAACGACAUCCGCCUGCACAGCGUUGUACACGAAGCCAUCAUAAAUUAUUCAUCGCAGACCUUUGGCUGUAAACAAAACGAAAAUAAUUCUAAAAAGUUUGCAGCUGAUCUUGCCUGUCAAGUUGCUUGGGCACUAAAUAAUUUAAAAGACAGAGAAGAUGAAAUCAAAAUAAUUCCACAUCUAAUAAAAUUCAUAACAAAUUCAUCAUUUCAACAUUUCCUAAAUAAGUUGAUCGAUGUAAAAUCAUCAAAACAAACACUUGAUGAAAGAAAUUGGAAAUUUGCCAAAUAUUUUGUAGAUGUUUUGAAAAGAUUUUGCAACUAUAAACUUGCAACUAAAGUACUUUAUGAAAUAACAGAAAUUCAAACUAAAGUGUUAGGUGUUGAUCAUAUUCAUGUUUCAUAUUCGUACAACGACCUGGGUGAGUUGCUUUGGAAGAAUGGAGAAUAUGAAAAUGCAAAAGAUGUUCUCGAGCGAGCAAUGGAAAUUCAAACAAAAAAAUUUGGACCUGACCAUGUCAAUAUUGCGACAACGUACAGCAAUCUGGGUAGGGUUUACAAAGAUAUGGGAGAGUACGGAAAAGCAAAAGAUUUUCAUGAACGAGCGAUAGAAAUUGAAACGAAAACAUUUGGACCUGACCAUGUUAAUAUUGCGUCAAAGUACAACAAUAUGGGUUUGGUUUACCAUGAUAUGGGAGAGUACGAAAAAGCAAAAGAUUUUUAUGAACGAGCGAUAGAAAUUGAAACGAAAACAUUUGGACCUGACCAUGUUAAUAUUGCGUCAAAUUACAACAAUCUGGGUUUGGUUUACCAUGAUAUGGGAGAGUACGAAAAAGCAAAAGAUUUUUAUGAACGAGCGGUAGAAAUUAAAACGAAAGCAUUUGGACCUGACCAUGUUAAUAUUGCGACAACGUGCAACAAUUUGGGUUCGGUUUACUUUAAUAUGGGAGAGUACGAAAAAGCAAUAGAUUUUUAUGAACGAGCGAUAGAAAUUGAAACGAAAGCAUUUGGACUUGACUAUGUUAAUAUUGCGAUAACGUACAACAAUCUGGGUUCUGUUUACAGUAAAAUGGGAGAGUACGAAAAGCAAAAGAUUUUUAUGAACGAGCGAUUGAAUUUGACACGAAAACAUUUGGGCCUGACCAUGUUAAUAUUGCGACAACGUACAACAAUCUGGGUUUGGUUUACUUUAAUAUGGGAGAGUACGAAAAAGCAAAAGAUUUUUAUGAACGAGCAUUAGAAAUUGAAACCAAAGCAUUUGGACCUGACCAUGUUAAUAUUGCGACAAUGUACAACAAUCUGGGUUUGGUUUACGAUAAUAUAGGAGAGUACGAAAAAGCAAAAGAUUUUUAUGAACGAGCGAUAGAAAUUGAAACGAAAACAUUUGGACCUGACCA
Messenger RNA from Xenia sp. Carnegie-2017, 3492 nucleotides. RefSeq lists its product as uncharacterized. Bases 591 to 3335 code for a protein of 914 amino acids. The record is from RefSeq and is a predicted model, not a curated record. Gene Ontology annotation, molecular function: protein binding. Gene Ontology annotation, cellular component: kinesin complex. Lineage: Eukaryota; Metazoa; Cnidaria; Anthozoa; Malacalcyonacea; Xeniidae. The transcript is spliced from 7 exons.